CCCGUGCACGACAGAUGGCGAUACUAGAGUUACGAAAAUGUCAGCCCCCAAGUACACUGAGCAUGUUGUAAUGUUAUUAUGGUAUUUCACGAUUACAUCUGAAUUGUACAACCUUAUUAGCGCAUUUAAUUUAGGGUAAAACUACAACUACGUUGCACGAAAUAUACAAGGGAACGCAUCAAAAUGGUGAAGGAGCAGUACAGAGAAACAGAUGUGGCGAAAAAGAUAAGCCACAUAUGCUUCGGCCUUCAGACUGCUGCGCAGAUGAAGCAGCAGGCCCACAUUCACGUUGUCAGCAAGAACCUGUAUGCCCAGGACAACACCAGAACGCCCGUCCCGUUUGGAGUGCUGGAUCACAGGAUGGGUACCAGCGAAAAGAACAAUAAGUGUGAUACAUGCAGAAAGGACUUGGCUGAGUGCACCGGUCACUUUGGCUACAUCGAUUUGGAGAUGCCGGUUUUUCACACUGGCUACUUCAGAUCGAUCAUCAACAUACUGCAAACAAUUUGCAAGACUUGUAGCCGUGUCUUACUCCCACCUGGUGAGAGACAGGGCUAUCUGGAUUCGUUGAAACGACUAAAUCUGAACUACCUGCAACGGAAGGCACUGAGGAAGAAAAUUACAGACAGAUGCAAGAAGGUUCACAACUGCCCCUACUGCAAAAUCAAGAACGGAAUUGUAAAGAAAUGUGCCUUGCUCAAGAUCGUGCACGAGAGAUUCCGUCAUGUUAAAAAGAACGACGCGGAACAGUCUGAAUUCUUUGCGUCAUUUGAAGAGGCGAUAGAGCAUAACAAGGAGAUCGAAGGGCACCUGUCUAAAGCUCAGGACAUACUCAAUCCACUCAUCGUCUUAGAUCUAUUCUUGCGAAUACCGGAUGAGGACUGCCCGCUGCUCGUGAUGAAUCCGGACUCGGGACGACCCCGUGACCUCAUACUGACGCGAAUGCCCGUGCCGCCGCUCUGCAUCCGACCGUCCGUCGUCUCUGACCUCAAGUCCGGAACGAACGAGGACGACAUCACGAUGAAGCUGACUGAGAUCAUCUUCCUGAACGACGUCAUCAAGAAGCACCGCGCGACCGGAGCCAAGGUGCAGAUGAUCGUCGAGGACUGGGACUUCCUGCAGCUGCAGUGCGCGCUCUACAUCAACAGCGAGACAUCCGGCAUCCCCAUGAACAUGCAGCCUAAGAAACCGACUCGCGGAUUCUGCCAGAGACUCAAGGGCAAGCAGGGUCGUUUCCGCGGCAACCUGUCGGGCAAGCGCGUGGAUUUUUCCAGCAGAACUGUGAUAUCUCCUGAUCCGAACCUACGAAUCGAUCAGGUGGCGGUGCCGGAACUGGUUGCCAAGAUUCUCACGUACCCGGAGCGCGUAUGCAAGUCUAACAUAGAGCUGAUGCGUAAGCUCGUCAUCAAUGGCUGCGACAUCCACCCCGGAGCGAACUUCAUCGAUCAGCGCGACACCGGGAUCAAGCGGUAUCUCCGCUACGGAAAUCGACAGAAGAUCGCUCAAGAGCUGAAGUUCGGCGACAUCGUAGAACGUCACCUCAUGGACAACGAUGUCGUGCUCUUCAAUCGACAGCCGUCGCUACACAAGCUCAGCAUCAUGGCGCAUUACGCGAAGGUGCGUCCCCACCGGACGUUCCGCUUCAACGAGUGCGUCUGCAACCCGUACAACGCCGACUUUGACGGCGACGAGAUGAACCUGCACCUGCCGCAGACCGAGGAGGCAAAGGCGGAGGCCAUCGUGCUGAUGGGCGUCAAGGCGAACCUCGUGACGCCGCGCAACGGCGAGCUGCUCAUCGCCGCCAUACAGGACUUCAUCACCGGUGGAUAUCUGCUCACGCAGAAGGAGGUGUUUUUCGAGCGAGGUCGCGCUUGUCAGAUCAUUGCAGCGAUGCUAGCCGAGCAGGACCAGAAUGUACUCAUCAAGCUACCACCGCCCGCCAUCAUAAAGUUAUAUUAUAGUUCCUUCAUCAACAUCUCACAGAUGAUCGCGUGCGUCGGCCAGCAGGCUAUCAGCGGUCAUCGCAUCCCGAACGGCUUCGACGACCGCGCCCUUCCUCACUUCGAACGCCACUCUAAGGUUCCUGCAGCAAAGGGUUUCGUACAAAACAGCUUCUAUUCGGGACUGACACCGACAGAAUUCUUCUUUCACACGAUGGGAGGACGAGAGGGUCUCGUCGACACGGCAGUGAAGACGGCCGAGACGGGGUACAUGCAGCGCCGCCUGGUGAAGUCGCUCGAGGACCUGUGCUCGAACUACGACACGACCGUACGCACGUCGAUGGGAGAGAUCGUCCAGUUCGUUUACGGCGGCGACGGUCUCGAUCCGGCCGAGAUGGAGGGCCACGAGCGACCCGUCGACUUCCACCGCGUGUUCGGCAACGUCAAGGCGCAGUUGCCGUGCAAGGAGGAGGUCGCGAUGCGGGCCGCCGGCUUCCUCUCUCUCUACGAGGAGCUGAUAGAGGAGCACGCACGCUGCCAGCCCGACUUCCUCGCAGAGAUGAGAGAGUUCGCCGAGGACGUGGGAGGGAGGAUCGCCACCGCGGAGAAACGAGGAGAGCACGGUCAGAAGGUGGACGAUGUGCAAUCCACGGCAGACUGCGAGAGUUUGUUGACCUACGUGCAAAAAAGAGCAAGUACAAGACAGCAUGGAGCCAACCUUCCAUUUCGCCUGAGAGUGGCAUUCAUGAAUAUCACGCUCGGUGUGCCGCGAAUCAAGGAGAUCAUCAACGCAUCGAAGUCGAUCAGUACUCCCAUCAUCACGGCGACCCUCGUGGACGAGGCUGACCCAGAGGUCGCGAGGCUCGUCAAAGGUCGCAUCGAGAAGACAAUGCUGGGAGAGGUAUCCGAGUACAUCGAAGAGGUAUUCAUGCCGGACGAUUGCUUCCUGAUGAUAAAGCUUGACCUUGAACGUAUCCGACUUCUGAAGCUUGAGGUGAACAUUGACACGAUCUGCUACGCGAUCUACACGUCGAAGCUGAAGGUGAAGCCGAACCAUGUGCAGACGCACGGCGAGGACAUCAUCUGCGUGCAUCCGCAGGAGAGCAACAAGAGCCCCUCUACUUACGUCUGCAGCACCAUCAAGUCGCGCUGCCCAAUGUCGUCAUCAAUGCAUCCGCAGGAGAGCAACAAGAGCUCCCUCUACUACGUGCUGCAGCACCUCAAGGUCGCGCUGCCCAAUGUCGUCAUCAAGGUGCGUCUGAAGGUGGAGCGUGUGGCAUCCACGCAGCUGCGAGAGUUUGUUGCCACGUGCAUCAGCAAGUACAAGAGAGCCAGCAUGGAGCCAGGCACGGCUGUCGGCGCCAUCGCCGCACAGAGCAUAGGCGAGCCGGGAACUCAGAUGACUCUGAAGACCUUCCAUUUCGCCGGAGUGGCAUCGAUGAAUAUCCUUUCAUUGCAUUUUUUUCUCUCGGAGUCGUACUCUCGUGGAUGCGCGCCGUUUCCAACUUUGCAUCGCGUCUUCCUGCAGCCCAUUCGACUCUGGACGGGCAAGCAGAUAUUCAGCCUGAUCCUGCGGCCGAACCCCGGGUGUCCGGUCCUGGCAAACCUGCGCACAAAAGGCAAGAACUACAGCAGCGGGGAGGACAUGUGCGUGAACGACUCGUUUGUCGUCAUCUACAACAGCCAGCUGCCGCGCCGUGCCUUCGUCCGUGUUGCUUUGUGUUGCGUGAAGGGUACGGCGACGGUGUCGAACAACACGUACGAGAUGGAGAAGACGCUGGGUAUUGAGGCGGCGCGCGCGUGCAUCAUACACGAGGUGCAGUACACGAUGGUGAACCACGGCAUGAGCAUCGACCGACGACACGUCAUGCUGCUCGCUGACCUCCUAUUUGAGAAGACAGCCGACCAUCUGUUCGACGCGGCGUACCACGGCCAGAAGGAUGCCGUCUGCGGCGUCAGCGAGUGCAUCAUCAUGGGCAUCCCCAUGAACCUCGGAACAGGGCUCUUCCGACUCCUCCACCGGCCCGAGAAGGACCCGGAGCCGAGGACGCGCCCCCUGGUGUUCGACGUGCCAGACUUUCACGUGCCGCUGUCCUAGCAGGGCAAGUCGUCGUCGCCGUCGUCGUCAUCAUCGACGCUGCCAUCAUUGUCGCCGUAGUCGUCGUCAAUGUCGUCGUUGCUGCCGUCAUCGUCAACGUUGUAGUCAGUGCCUGCAGGGGGCAUCGAUCGAUCUCCGUUCGGCUUGCGAGAAAGAAAUGUUUUCUCGAUAGUAGGGUUGUCACGCGUCGGGGAGUCGUCCCGUUCGUUAUCCCGGAUUUGCCCUGGAGUGGUGGUGGGAUUGGGGGGGAGUGGGGGGCGCGAAAAUAAUGUGUUUGCUGUCGCGUUGUUGGAGUGUGUGUAUGUGUGUGGAGCUCGAAGAUUUGUGCAGUGUUUCUUCGUGACGUGUGUACGCAUCACUAUGUUUUGCGGAAUAAUACUCGAAGCGUUACGAUCUGUGCUUUUUACGGUGAGGAAUGAUUUCGAAGUCGAUUUUCUAUCUAUCAACAUGUGGCAUUGGACAUAUAUAUAUAUAUAUGUGGCACAUUUAACAAUAACACUGUGAACUUGCAUGACACAACAAAGUAUUUGUCAACUGUUUACUCGUCUGUUAUGCAUAUCAGAUGGCCAUAUUCAGAUCGUAAAACAGCCUCGUCGCAUCGUACAUGUGUAUGUACCAGGAGUGUAUAAUAAUAGACUAUAUCUAUUAUUAUACACUCCUGUAUGUACCAUGCACAAAUAGAUAUAAAUGUCUAAACAUUCGCCAUCUCUGUCAGGGCAGCGCACUAGCAAUAUUCUGCCAAUGCAAAUUGAUUUUUCAAUCACACACUGGCACCUUUUUUAGAAUCACACUGUUAUUUAUUUCUCAUUAUAAUUUGAAACAUACAUUGGUUAUGUGGCAUAUAGCUAGCCAUUGUUUAUGUGUGGAACAGAUACUGAAAGGCUCAGUAUACUGUCGUGCAUUUGGGUUUAUAUGUAAUAACAUGAACAUAUCUAUACAAUAAUCUAUGGUAAAUAUAGUCUAUACUCUUGUAAAGACAUGUUCAUAGUAAUACUGUACAUAUCGAACAAAACUGUUGAUAUGAAUAAAUCCUGUAUGUGAUCUUAUUAAA
Messenger RNA from Priapulus caudatus, 5089 nucleotides. Its product is annotated as DNA-directed RNA polymerase III subunit RPC1-like. Gene Ontology annotation, biological process: DNA-templated transcription. The transcript is spliced from 33 exons. Bases 184 to 4038 code for a protein of 1284 amino acids. Lineage: Eukaryota; Metazoa; Priapulida; Priapulimorpha; Priapulimorphida; Priapulidae. Gene Ontology annotation, molecular function: DNA-directed RNA polymerase activity; DNA binding. The record is from RefSeq and is a predicted model, not a curated record.